AUGUCUGAUCCAAGUGCCCGCAUCAUUUCUCACAUGAACGAGGACCAUCAACUCGCAUUACGCGACUAUGUUGUCGUAUACGGCUCCGUUGAUCCAAGAUACUUGGUUGAAGACUCGGUUGGAAUCAAGGAAGUUGACACUGAGAAAAUCAUUAUCCAGUACGAUGUGAUCAAUCCAUCUUCGACAAAUAAAUUGAAGCUCAAUUGGAAGGAUAUUAAAGAGAACAAAAAUUUACAAGUCAAGUCUUUCUCCGACAUCAAGUCUAAACUCAUUGCAAUGGCCAAAUACAGUGCUGAAAAACAAGGGUUUGCCGAAAAGAAGUUGACUAAGCUUUUUGGACCCGAUUCUAUUGGCUUCCCCAUGUACCCUAUGUGGGUUAUUUUGUUGCUCAAUGCGUACAACCCUGCCAUUUUGAGGACCUUUUUCAACAACACUGAAUUGCUCAAGAAGGCGGCUGAGUACUUACCCACUGUUGCGUUUACAAUUUACAAUUGGUCCGAAUUACAUGCAUUGAACCUUUGUAUUGGCUUGUUUUUUGUCCACUUGGGAGAAGUGCUUUUUGUAUCAAGGCCAUUAUUGAGAAAGUACAGAGCCUCAGCUGGAUUAAGAUGGGGAUACUAUUUGAUCAAUUUAAUCGAAGGUUUCCCAGUCUUGCUUAGGUUGAGAAAGCAUACUUAG
Molecule: messenger RNA, 678 nt
Organism: Lodderomyces margitis
Lineage: Eukaryota; Fungi; Ascomycota; Pichiomycetes; Serinales; Debaryomycetaceae
Exons: 1
Coding region: 1-678 (225 amino acids)
Source: RefSeq, a predicted model, not a curated record